Messenger RNA from Spodoptera exigua (beet armyworm), 3368 nucleotides. The record is from the annotation of a GenBank genome assembly. NCBI's taxonomy places the organism in Eukaryota, Metazoa, Arthropoda, Insecta, Lepidoptera, Noctuidae.
UACAAAUCAAAUACACAUUUAUUGAUAAAAUGUAUUUCUUAGAGUAAUACUAUCAAUGUCAGGGUUACCUAAAGCGUCGACAAAUAUAAUUUUAUAUAAAAAAAAAACAACACGGGACUCAUCACUCGCGUGCAGGCAAUACAUAAACACUAAUAAAAACAAUAGUCAAGAGCAUAAUAAGAAUUGAAAUCAAGAAAUUUUAAAGUAAUCAGUACCUAAUAUAAGUUUUAUUGAGUAUCGAUUAACCAAAUCUGGUUAAGAGUCAUACCACCCUAGUUAAUUAGAUAGAAAGAAAUAAUAAUUAUAGCUAAUUGCAAUCAAGUUAUAUUGGUCUGGCAACCACAAUAAUCAAGUACGGAACAUUAAAACUACAAACUAAAUAUUUACACUUGCAUCAAUGUGAUAUAUAGUCUCAAUUAUAAUAUAGUCAAGAGUCUAAACAUAAGCAGGGAAAACAGCUCUAAAGCCGAUUGUAAUAAGUAAUAUACACAAAUUAAGAAAGACAUGACAAAAACAUUAUAAAGAUGUAAAUAUAACGCGCAACUUCUCAUAAAACGUUCAACAUUUUAUGAGAAAUAAACUCCCAAAUACUCAAACGGGACUCCUUUUUAGCGCCAUUUUGGUUGAGUUUCAUUUGAUUAGUUGGGAGUGUGACAAGUCCGUCCAUACACAAGUCUACGCACAUUACGGAUAUUAAAUAGUAUUAACAAUAAGCGAUAAGGCUGCAUUUGAUCGCCGGCAUGCUAUAGACUUAGACCCAAGAUCAUGCAUGACUCACACACAUACAUUUAACCAUACAUACUCAACGCGAUAAUCUCCAUACAUUUAACAUUUCACUCAUACAAAACUAGACUAGCAUAUGUUUAAGUAUAAAUAUCUUACAGUCCAGUACAAUUCGUGGGAGAUAUACCGAGUUUGAUAAUUCUUCAUUUAUCUCCGAAACGUUGUAAUUGGCAGUUUCAAAGCCUGAUAGUCUAAAUCUAUAGCAAUUCAGACAUUCAUAUGGUUUCAUAGUACCUUAACGCGUCUUUAUUUCCUUAAAGGGGAUGUAUAACAUAUAGAUUUCCACUAGUUUGCUUGUCUAAACCUUCUAGCCCUAACCAACUCAAAUACAUCUGCGAUUCUUAUUGUUCACGGCCUAAAGUUGGAGGAUCCUGUUUAGCAGGAUACGACUAAGGCUUAAAAUUAGGCAUCAACUUAACACCCUUUUAAUGGAUAUUCAAAUAUAUUCAAAAUCUUGUUUUGCUUUGAUGCUUGGAACUAUAUAACUGGUGAAAUGGCACAAGAAAUGUAGUUGAAAAACCUUAACUUAACCCAGACUACAAUCUACAAUUUCAAGAGGCCAGAAUAUACCAUUGGCAGGUUAGGGAUGAGAAGAGGUCUCAUGUUUCAUUGACAUUCAUUAACAUUUUAGAUUUUUUUUCUAUAAUUUGUUCAUAUUGUCGUUCAUAUGAAACCAAAUGUCUACCGGCUAACUCAGUACUUAUUCAUAGCCUACAUGCCUACUACUUAAUUAAUCUAUACAAUGAGGUUCCCGCAUUUGUACACGUAUAUAACAUUACUGAGUAAUUAUAGGCAAUCAACAUAUUGCUGCAGUCUUACAUGACAAUGACAAUCAUUAAAUACUCAUUAUUCAUAGACUAUUUUGUAAUGGUUUUCCAAUCAUUGUUUAGUUUUACAGAUUAUAAAAUGUUUUGGGAAAUUGGCGGGAAAUUUUGACAUUUACAACUUAACGUCAAAAAUUAUGUCUGUUUCAGACCAAGACUAAGGUUUUACGCGAAAAUUACUUUACGUUGGUUUUUUUACUUGCAUGCAGAUCGUCAUAGUUAAAAGAAGUAGUUUAAACUAGGAGUAUCACAAUUGUCAUCCCACCGCUUGUACUCUCGCUAACCAAGCCAAAUGUAGGCGGGUGGUAUAAAUGAGUUUUUAUAUUUAUUAAAAAAAAAGUUAAAUUUAAUUAUCUCUCUAAAUCUAUCUAAGAGCAGUUAACGUUAAAUUUUUAUUUAUAUUUCUCAUUAUUCAACUCGUUAUUAAAAAAUAUAAUCUGCAAAACUAAAAUUUAUGUAACAUGCAUUUUUUCAAUACUAUUAUUCUUUUCAAUUUUUUUAUAAUAAUCGUAUUUGAUAUAUCAUAUAUGUUUAAUAAAGCGUUCUAUAGUAACGAUAUAAUAUUAUUAUGUAUAACUCUCAUUUGAAGACCUUGGUAAGGUCACUUAUAUAUAUACUCAAAAUCUACUUUUAAACAAGUGAUCGACAUCUAUUGGAAAAACAUAGACAAAAUUCUAAUAAUAGGUCAGAAAAGAGGCGUAAACAAAUUUGUUAAAAAGAAGGUAUUACUGCAGAAUAAAAAUGAUAGAUAUUUGUGAUUGGUUCAGCCUUUAAGCCUUUACGUAUUUAGUGAAUGAAUAACAGUGUAAACUUGUUUCUUUGUUUAAUUAACUGUAGCAAUUACAUGUAGUUUAGUGGUUUAUUGACAACUUUUCUUGGCUAUUAAUAAUAGUAAGACUUACACACGGUUAAGAAUAGAAAAUGCGUGAACCUAAGUCUGUUGUAGCACAAUUUUGUCGAGGAAACAAAUGAACAGACGGAUCACCUGAUGGUGAGCGAUCAUCGCCGAUAAUGAAGUCAAGGUCAGAGGAGCGCGAUUGUGAUGGUGUCCGUCUAACGCAGUUUCAAGACUUACAGCUGAAAAAUGCUGCGAUUUUGUGAGAUAUCGAGCACAUUGUUUAAGUAUUACUACAAAUUACGUACAAGGUGGCACCGAAAGAGAAUGUUUAGCUUACAAAAACAAAUCGUUCAUAUAAUAUUCAUUUGUAAACGCCUUUCUUCAUCUGGAUACGAAAUAACAAGUUACUAUUCUAUUGUUUUCUCCUUACAUUCAGUCAAUUCAAUAAAAAUUGGACUAGCACCACACUGCUUUUAUGCUGGGAGUUUACCCCACAUACAUAUAAAUAGAAACAAAAAAACAGACUUCAAGUUGCUGGUCAACUAAAUUAGUGUUCAUGACCAAAAAUAAUCUAGUCUUGGUAGAAAGUCACUUACACUGAUCUUCCCAGUUUCCUUUUAAAUUCUGGUGGUAAAAACCAUCCCAUUGAGUGUUCAUACCAUAUGUGAAAUGUCAGCAGUCUUUGAUUUUAAUUGUUCUUUGAAUAGUACAAAGUUCUACAUAACAGCUUUGUUGUACAGUAAGAUGUAAUUAUGAUUGGCAUUCAAAUGUUAUUUUCCUUGUGUAAAAUGGACAAUAUUUGUGAAGAGAGGACGAUAUAUUUCGAUGGUCAUGUGUCUAUACAUUUUUUAUUUUAUGGUAGCAUGGCAGUGUUAUUUUGUAUAGUAGCUAUCUUGCGACAUACAAAUUUUGUUGAAAAUAAC